AUGUCCUCAGGGCUGGAAGCCGCUGGAAGAGACACAGAUGCCCUCAUGGUAAAUGGGAUUCUGGGGCAAUCAGUUACUUUCCCCUUAAAUAUCCAAGAAUCACAGCAAGUUAUCAACAUUGCUUGGACUUCUGAAACAUCUGUUGCUUUUGUAACACCAGGAGACUCAGCACCCAAAGUUACUGUGACCCACAAAAAUUACUAUGAACGAAUAAAUGUCUUAGGUCAGAACUACAGUCUGGUCAUUAGCAACCUGAGGAUGGAAGAUUCGGGAAACUACAAAGCAGACAUAAAUUUACAGAAUGUUUCCUACACCACCACUAAGUGCUACAAACUUCAAGUCUACCGUAAGCUGGGGAAACCAAAAAUUACACAGAGUUUAAUGACAUCUGUGAACAGCACCUGUAAUGUCACACUGACAUGCUCUGUGGAAAAAGAAGAAAAGAAUGUGACAUACAGUUGGAGUCCCCUGGGAGAAGAAGGCAAUGUCCUUCAAAUCUUCCAGACCCCUGUGGACCAGGAGCUGACUUACACGUGUACAGCCCAGAACCCUGUCAGCAACAACUCUGACUCCAUCUCUGCCAAGGAGCUCUGUGCAGACAUUGCAUUGGGUCUCCGUACUCACCACACUGCGCUGCUGAGUGUGCUGGCUGUGCUCUUCCUGCUCGUUCUCAUUCUAUCUUCAGUGUUUUUGUUCCAUUUUUGCAAGAAAGGAAAAGGUUCCUAUUCGAAGACCCUCACUAAGAGCCCUGAUGCUGCCUCAAAUAAAACAAUAUACACAUAUGUCACGGUCUCGAGAGAUGCCCAGCCAGCAGAGUCCAGAAUUUAUGAUGAAAUCCUCCAGUCCAAGGUGCUCCCCUCCAAGGAAGAGCCACUGAACUCAAUUUAUUCCACAGUGCAGUACUCUGAUAAGAUUGGGAAACCCAGCACACAGAACAGCAAACCUCCCAGUACUUCAAGCUAUGAAAUUGUGAUAUAG
Cynocephalus volans (Philippine flying lemur) is the source of this 978-nucleotide messenger RNA. It is a transcript of the gene CD84, whose product is annotated as CD84 molecule. The coding region runs from base 1 to 978 and encodes 325 amino acids. Gene Ontology annotation, biological process: positive regulation of tumor necrosis factor production; T cell activation; negative regulation of interleukin-6 production. The record is from RefSeq and is a predicted model, not a curated record. Gene Ontology annotation, cellular component: external side of plasma membrane. The transcript has 7 exons. Lineage: Eukaryota; Metazoa; Chordata; Mammalia; Dermoptera; Cynocephalidae.